Molecule: messenger RNA, 846 nt
Organism: Pochonia chlamydosporia 170
Lineage: Eukaryota; Fungi; Ascomycota; Sordariomycetes; Hypocreales; Clavicipitaceae
Product: C6 zinc finger domain protein
Exons: 2
Coding region: 1-846 (281 amino acids)
Source: RefSeq, a predicted model, not a curated record
AUGGAAGCAGUUGUUGACCUUCCCGUAUUCCUCGUACAAAGCAACAAAACCGAACGCGGGUCCAACGCGGAGGGGCCGGCUGUGGCUGAGCCCAUUGAUGAGUUUCCAAACUCAUUCUGGAACCAGUUGUCGGCAGUAUCGUUAUCAUCAAGUUUCAAGUUUCUCACACUUCAGAGUCAACAGGACAGAUAUCAAGCAACACCAACUCCAGCAAUGACAACUCCCCUGCCAAUCCGGUAUGACAUCUACCGGCCAGCCCUCUCAUACCACUUCGACAUCACAGCCCACGACAGCAAACAAAAUCUUUUCUACUGCAAUGUCGUUCGUUUCACAAAAAGCUCUACACCAGAUUUAGUCCUCCACGCCGGCCAGGACAAACGCGCACCAUCAAUAGCGCUAGCGCACAUUUUACAAUUCUCGCAAAGCUUCAAAAUCGGCUUUGGCAGUACUGCUGAUAUGGACGCCGUAGAAUGGGAAGACUUUACGCGCUCAAAUAUCAAGGGUUCUGAGCAUCGCUGGGGAAUGACUCUCCAAAGAACCAGCGACAGCCCAUCACCAAGUCGAUCCAACGAUAGAUUGUCUUUGGUGUGGAAGAGAACAACGACUGUUACAGCAGAGGGUGGUAGUGAGCCGGUCACUGGGCCACGUGGUCAUAGAGGACAUCGUGGUUGGAAACUCGUUGAAGAGAGUAGACCGGAAGACGUUUGGGCUAUUUUUACGUUUGACAGGGUUUUUGGGAGGAGGGGAAUAUUGCAAAUAAAUGUGAACUAUGGGGAGAAGUUUAAUACGGGUGUGCUGAUUAGUAUACUGACAUUGUAUGAGAGGUCGGAAGCAGCGGUAGAGUAG